Aspergillus pseudonomiae is the source of this 879-nucleotide messenger RNA. Its product is annotated as sugar phosphate isomerase/epimerase family protein. The transcript has 7 exons. The coding region runs from base 1 to 879 and encodes 292 amino acids. Lineage: Eukaryota; Fungi; Ascomycota; Eurotiomycetes; Eurotiales; Aspergillaceae. The record is from RefSeq and is a predicted model, not a curated record.
AUGUCACAGAUCCUCCGAUUCCGCUCCACGUGGGGGGUUGACACAGGUGAUAACUACGAGAACUGGCGGAAAUGGCUUCCGACUUUGAAAGACCAAGGCUACGUGGGAAUCGAAGUUGACAUAGCUCCUCUACCGAACAUCUCUACAAUCCGUCAGCUUUGCGAUGCAGUCGGCCUAGAAAUCUGUGUUAUGAUCCAUUCUAAAUGGCCCUGUUAUGCAGGCCCAAAGCCGGUGGGCCUGACCCCAACAGAUCAUCUUACGAACUAUCGAGCCCAGCUCGAGAUCGCCAAGACGCUUAAGCCGUUCAAGAUUAAUGCACACUCCGGCGAUGACGGGUGGUCGAUCAACCAGGCUGUGGAAUUCUUCACGGGCACUCUCGCCAUCGAUGCCGAGCUCGGCCUGGCCGGCAUGGUGAGCCACGAAACUCAUAGAAACCGGGCCUUUUUCAGCCCCUACUCCACCGCAGCAGUCUUAAAAAGAGUCCCAAGUCUGCAAGUCACAGCCGACUUCUCCCAUUUCGUUGUCGUCUGUGAACGCCUCCUGGACCAGGGCGAGGAGGACAAGGAACUUCUGCGCACUAUCAUUCCUCGCGUGACCCAUAUCCACGCAAGAAUCGGAACCACGCAAUCGUCACAAUGCCCAGACCCAACCAACGACGUGUUCACCGAGGAACGGCGGUUCUUUGAGAAUUCCUGGAAACAGAUUAUCCAGUCAAUUGUCCAACAGACGUCAUCUCCAGUGACUUUUGUCCCUGAAUACGGACCGUUUCCGUACCACCCCUUCGGCGCUGCUGCUAGUUACUCCGACGUUGCGGAUAGUGAAGGCCGUCGUCUUCAGACACUCUUCGAGACGUUUGCUAAAGAGGCGACCUCUGCAUGA